Molecule: messenger RNA, 1970 nt
Organism: Ictalurus furcatus (blue catfish)
Lineage: Eukaryota; Metazoa; Chordata; Actinopteri; Siluriformes; Ictaluridae
Exons: 7
Coding region: 16-762 (248 amino acids)
Cellular component (GO): membrane
Source: RefSeq, a predicted model, not a curated record
CAGUGAACUUUUGGAAUGGCACACACACACACACACACUCCCAAACAUGGUGUCUCAGUCUCCACCCCGUCCUCUACUCUUCCCACUCUUUACCAUCCCCCUUUUCCCGCUCCCCUCCUUGCUGUUGUGAAACACUCUAAAAUCUACGUACCUCACCCACAGACAGUUGAAGAGAUGGAUACAAAUGCAGGUAGUGAGCCCACACAGCUGAUGGAGGGACCAAGCACACAAACUGCCGGUGGCACUAAACCGCUGCACCGCUUCCUCAGAGGAGAGCCAAGAACUGUUGGGAUUGUGCUGUUGUUCCUUGGCCUUUGUCUGUUCUUGUUUGGGAUUCCUAUGAAGGGGGACGUGGUGGAAACAUCAGAAGAAAGCUAUAGCCCUUUUUGGCUGGGCAUCUUGUACUUCAUUUGUGGUAUUCUCUACAUACAGUCAGAACGAAACACCACAAAAAAGAUGGUCACAAUUAGUCUUGUGUUUAGUAUCCUCGCAAUACUGGGGACUAUAAUUGGUAUAAUAAUCUUCAGCAAAAGUUUAGACACACACCAUCAUUAUAUGACGUAUCGAGAUUUCAGCUUCGAUGAAACAGAAGUGUCCAUGGAACAUUAUAUGCAGCUCUACAGCCUGGAAGCCGUGUUCCUGUUCCACAGCUUGGUGGCGGGAGUGAUCCUCAUUGCCAUGUCUGUAUUUGCCCGUCUAGCGCUGCACUCAAGUCAUACGCGGAUGCUUGUGGUCAUGCGUUACCCACCUUCAGCAGAGUAGGCCUCUUUAGAGAGACCAUGGGUGAACUCCAAACACUAGUCUGUGAUACAGAGCUCUUAUUAGAAUUCAUUCUAACAUGUAGCUGUAGUCCAGUAAAAUUAAAAGGACAGGUUAUUUGUGACAGUGUGUGCAGGAAGGAACUGAAAGCUGUUUGCUUAACUGAUAAUUAACUCAGCUAUUCAGGCCUUACUGUAUGAUUGCUAGAAAUAAUUACUGUGAAAAAGUCUUGUUAGAAUGGAUUCUCUAUGUUCUAGCGUUUGGGAUGGAGCACAUUUCUAUCUCACCAUUCUUUUCCUUAUUGGCAUAAAAAAAAAAACUGAAAUGUGAAACAUUUCACAAUAACCUACACAUAAACAUUGUACUAAUUCACAUAUGGAAAUGUAUAUUGCCAAAUAAUCUUCUUAAUUUUGUAUUAAAUAACCUAACAAAUCAAUGAUGACAUUUUGAUGUAAACAGCCACUGACCAUAAUAAUUUUGUUUUUGUAUGUUCAGUGUAUGUUUGUAUUUACAGCUCCUCAUAUAGUUAUUAUGCAUCUCAUGCAUUGUUACCAAUUGUUAAAUAAAUGACAGUAUAGCUUUAGACCAAUUGCUAGCUUAUAAAACCGUCUAAAACUCCCCAUGGCCAUGGAGACGAGAACGUCCUGGCUGCAGCCUGCAGAACGGGACUGAUCUGCACUUUUGGCGGGGCUUCAUGUGUCACUCACCCAUAACCAGUCUCACUGGUUAAUGGCAAUGAAUUGACACCUCAGCAUGUUCUCACUGGACUGUAUACACUGUCGCUUCCACUUUUAGUCUCAGUGGCUAGGACAACUUUCAGUGUUGCGCCAGAAGCUUUUUACACUCACUGCUUGCAAGAUCUUCCAUGGAUUAUUCUGAACGAUGUCAAUCGCAUUAUGAGGUUGGCAUCUGUCAUUCCCUAGUAAGAAGAAGAAUGGCUUUAAACUGUAUGUUUCAAAUUAUAUCCACAACUUUGAGGGUCUCAGGCUAACAAGCUAACUAGCUUUGUUUGUGACAGUUCAUACUCUAAUACAUUUCAUUUUCUAUCUAGUUAACCUUUUUUUUUUUUUUUAAAUAAUUAAAAAAAAAAAAAGAUAUUCUGGUUUUAUAGUUGAUUUUUAUAUCUAUUUUUUAAAAACAAAAACAUAUUCAUAUGUAGUGUCUUGCCUUAAUCCAGUGCUUACUUAAAUUAAUAAAAAUGUUGUAUAAUA